CCUCGAUCUCUGCUCCCUGCCCACCGCCACCUCCGAGGGUGGAGCUGGCCAGCCCCGCCUCGCACACCUCCAGCUGCCCAGGUAGCUCGCUGGGCAGGGCCUGGAAACAAAGUCAGAGCAGCUGACGGACUCCUGGCAUUCGCCCGAGCCCUCGAAGCAGCCACCAUGGGGAUGUCCAAGUCACGGACUUGCAUUGGUUACCCCCUGAGCAUCUUCUUCAUCGUGGUCAAUGAGUUCUGUGAGAGAUUCUCCUACUAUGGAAUGAGAGCACUGCUGGUCCUGUACUUCCGAAACUUCAUCGGCUGGGAUGACAACCUGUCCACCGCCAUCUACCACACGUUCGUCGCCCUCUGCUACCUGACGCCAAUCCUCGGGGCUCUGAUUGCAGACUCUUGGCUGGGGAAGUUCAAGACAAUUAUAUGGCUCUCCAUCGUGUACACCAUAGGACAAGGAGUCAUCUCAAUAAGCUCGAUUAAUGACCUCACAGACCAUGACCACGAUGGAGUCCCCAACAAAAUGCCCGUGCACGUGGCACUGUCCAUGAUUGGCCUGAUCCUGAUCGCUCUCGGCACGGGAGGAAUCAAGCCGUGUGUGUCUGCCUUUGGUGGUGAUCAGUUUGAGGAGGGCCAGGAAAAACAAAGGAACAGAUUUUUUUCCAUCUUUUAUUUGGCCAUUAAUGCUGGAAGUUUGCUCUCGACCAUCAUCACUCCCAUCCUCAGAGUUCAACAAUGUGGAAUUUACAGUCAACAAGCUUGUUACCCCCUGGCCUUUGGGGUUCCUGCUGCUCUCAUGGCUGUGUCCCUAAACAAUGUAGUAUGCACCUUUGCCAUCAAAAACAGAUUCAGGCACCGGAGUAAGGAAUUUCCCAAGAGGAAGCACUGGCUGGACUGGGCUAAGGAGAAAUACGACGAGCGGCUUAUCACUCAAAUCAAGAUGGUUGUGAGGGUGAUGUUCCUAUUUAUUCCACUCCCCAUGUUCUGGGCUUUGUUUGAUCAGCAGGGCUCCCGGUGGACCCUGCAAGCAACCACCAUGAGUGGGAAAAUUGGAGCUAUUGAAAUCCAGCCGGAUCAGAUGCAGACUGUGAACGCCAUCUUGAUUGUAAUCAUGGUCCCUAUCUUCGACGCUGUGAUCUAUCCACUGAUCGCCAAGUGUGGCCUCAAUUUCACCUCCCUGAAGAGGAUGACAGUGGGAAUGUUCCUGGCUGCCAUGGCCUUUGUGGUGGCUGCAGUUGUGCAAGUGCAAAUUGACAAAACUCUUCCAGUCUUCCCCAAAGCACACCAAGUCCAAAUUAAAGUCUUGAAUAUUGGAAAUGACAACAUCAUUGUAUCUUUUCCCGGAGAAACGGUGACCGUGGACCAAAUGUCUCAAACAGAUACAUACAUGACCUUUGAUGUAGACCAACUGACAAGCAUCAACAUGUCUUCCUCCGGAUCACAAGUCACUGCGGUAGCCCACAACUUUGAGCAGGGCCAUCGCCACACCCUCCUGGUGUGGACCCCCAGUGACUACCGUGUGAUAAAGGAUGGGCUCAACAAGAAGCCAGAUAAAGGAGAAAAUGGAAUAAGAUUUGUAAAUACUUUUAACAACGCGGUCAAUAUCACAAUGAGCGGGAAAGUUUAUGAAGAUGUCGCCAGUCAUAAUGCCAGCGAGUAUCAGUUUUUUUCUUCUGGUGUAAAAACCUUCUCAAUAAGCUCAACAGAGUUUCCACAAGCAUGUCCACAUGAUUUUCAAUCUUCUUACCUUGAAUUCGGUAGCGCCUACACCUACAUGAUUGAAAGGCAGAGUGAUGGCUGCCCUGGAAUAAAGCAUUUUGAAGAUAUUUCACCCAACACGGUCAACAUGGCUCUGCAGAUCCCACAGUAUUUCCUCCUCACCUGCGGUGAGGUGGUCUUCUCCGUCACGGGACUGGAGUUCUCAUAUUCUCAGGCUCCUUCCAACAUGAAGUCGGUGCUUCAGGCGGGAUGGCUGUUGACAGUGGCUGUCGGCAACAUCAUUGUGCUCAUCGUGGCAGGGGCAGGCCGCUUCAGCGAGCAGUGGGCUGAGUACGUUCUCUUUGCUGCCUUGCUUCUGGUUGUCUGCAUCAUAUUUUCCAUCAUGGCUCGAUUCUAUACUUACGUGAAUCCAGCAGAGAUUGAAGCUCAGUUUGAUGAGGAAGAAAAGAAAAAGAAUGCGGGAAAGAAUGAUCUGCAUCCCAUGUUGGAGUCACAGACCAAGAUGUGAAGGUCAGGAAGCUGUGGAAGAUGGACUGAGCUGGCUUGUGCCUUGACCUCUGUCCCCAGGAGGCAGGACAUGGAUGGCCCCCCAUGGGAAGACUUCAGAGCUGUGAACCAAACCCAGAAAGCUAUUUUCCAAAGAGCCAGCAAUGAAUCCAAAAUUCUAGAGGAGAUUUUUUUAUAAGUCUUAUUUAAAAUACACACAUCCUUUUUUUUAAAACGGAGAAUAUACCUUGCAUUUAAUAACUCCUCUCUUGCUACACAUAUUUAAAUUACUUUGGAAUAACUUAAUUCUGAAAGGGUAACAGAGUUCCAUAUUUUUCUCUAAUCCUCAAGAGAGCAAUGUUAAGUGAGAAGAUGCUAAUGCCAAAAGUGAAUUUGCAGGUCUAUAAUAAGUGCCAGGUAGUAUUAUCUGAUACCUUUCUGUUCUUCUAAUCUCUACCUCUUUUGAAAUUAUGUAUAACUCAAAAGACAACUCAUAUGAAGGCCAGUAAUGAUGCUUGAAGUUUCAAUGAUGUGAAAUAAAUUCCUGUUCUUAAGA
Octodon degus (degu) is the source of this 2754-nucleotide messenger RNA. It is a transcript of the gene Slc15a1, whose product is annotated as solute carrier family 15 member 1. Gene Ontology annotation, molecular function: dipeptide transmembrane transporter activity. Gene Ontology annotation, biological process: transmembrane transport; oligopeptide transport. Lineage: Eukaryota; Metazoa; Chordata; Mammalia; Rodentia; Octodontidae. The record is from RefSeq and is a predicted model, not a curated record. Bases 166 to 2220 code for a protein of 684 amino acids. Gene Ontology annotation, cellular component: membrane. The transcript has 23 exons.